UAGACCACUCCCUCAUUCCCUGGUACCCAUUCAGAACAUCCACACCACUUAAAAGGACCAUGCCACAGUGAAGAGAGUAAAAGUCUUACUGGCUCAUGAGAGGUGACUGCCCAACAACAAUAACAAUAAGAGAAGAAACUGUUUGGGAAGAAUUCAUUAGUUUUAUACAAACAUACAACAAAACUGUAAACUACUACUACUGCUCACGAUGGAAUACCUGAAGCUACCAGGUGAGAUUGGGGUGGAGGAUAAAGAAGACAGGAUCAUGAGCGGCAGCAAUAAGCCAUCCUCCGGCCAGAAGGGAGGCCUGGAGCCACCAGGGGCGGGGGAGAACCCGCACACGGACCUCAGUCGAGUAUACAGCAAGGAUCUGUUGCCAACAGCGGGGGGAGAAAGCCUUACUUGCAAAUUCUUCCAGGAACUGGUCAAUAUCCUCAUGGAUUACAUCUUCAAGUCCAACGAAAGGAGCUCCAAGAUCCUUGACUUCCACCACCCCCACCAGCUGAAGGAAGGCUUGGAGGGGUUCAGCCUGGACCUGCCAGACCACCCAGAACCCCUGGAGCAGAUCCUGGUGGACUGUAGGGACACGCUCAAGUACGGCGUGAAAACCGGUCACCCGCGCUUCUUCAACCAGCUCUCCUCGGGUUUGGACCUGGUCGGCCUCGCAGGCCAGUGGCUGACCUCCACAGCCAACACCAACAUGUUUACAUACGAGGUGUCUCCAGUCUUCCUGCUCAUGGAGGAGAUUCUACUGAAGAAGAUGCAAAGCAUUGUGGGAUGGUGCGAGGAAGAGGGAGAUGGUCUCUUCUGCCCAGGCGGAGCGUUGUCUAACCUCUACAGCCUACUGGUGGCCAGGUAUGACUUCUACCCAGAAGUCAAGACCAAAGGGAUGUGCGCUCUCCCACGUUUGGCCCUCUUCACCUCUGAGCAUAGCCACUACUCCGUCAGGAAGGCGGCGGCCGUGCUGGGGAUGGGCAGCGACAGCGUGCAGGUGGUGCCGUGUGAUGAAAGAGGGAAGAUGAUCUCGCGGGAGCUGGAGUCGUCCAUCGCGGAGGCCAAGGCCAAGGGUCUGGUUCCGUUCUACGUGAACGCCACGGCGGGGACCACCGUGUACGGGGCCUUCGACCCGCUGACGGCCAUCGCCGAUGUCUGCGACCGACACAAGCUGUGGCUUCAUGUGGACGCUGCGUGGGGCGGAGGCCUGCUGAUGUCCAGACGGCACCAGGGCAAGCUGCAAGGUAUUGAACGAGCUUCGUCUGUGACAUGGAACCCCCACAAGCUGAUGGGGGCCCCCCUGCAGUGCUCAGCCAUUCUGAUCAAGAAGAGGGGUCUGCUACAAGAGUGUAACCAGCUCUGUGCAGAGUAUCUGUUCCAGAGUGACAAACACUACGACAUUUCUUACGACACGGGAGACAAAACCAUCCAGUGUGGCCGUCAUGUGGAUGUCUUCAAGCUUUGGCUCAUGUGGAAGGCAAAGGGCUCCGAAGGGUUUGGGUCCCAGGUGAAUAAGUGCUUGGAGAACGCAGAGUACCUGUUUAAGCAACUCCAAAGGAGGGCUGACUUCAAACUGGUCUUUGAGAGCAAACCGGAGCACAGCAACGUGUGCUUCUGGUACCUCCCCCCGAGCCUCAGGGGGCUGCCCCCCGGGCCCGACACGAACCGCAGGCUGCAUGAGGUGGCCCCCCGGAUCAAAGCCAAGAUGAUGGAGGAAGGGACGACCUUAAUUGGCUACCAGCCAUUGGGCUCAAACGUCAACUUCUUCCGAUGCGUCUUCUCCAAUCCCGCCACCCAGCAUGAAGACGUAGACUUCCUGCUGGAGGAGAUUGCUCGGCUUGGUUCCAACCUUUGAACAUUGUUUUUCCCCAAAAUUGUUCAUUCCUUAAGUAGGUUUGUAAUCCCUCUAGUUUGUCUGAGAUUGAGCUGUCCAGAUGCUCAGAUCAUCCGUUAUGAUAUAUAUCCGUCCUUGUGCCAACUGAUGGAAUUAAUGGAAAGCCAAGUCUAGUUUAGUGUGGCAGUCACAUGGAUUACAAUAUUAGUAUUUCCAGAACCGGAUUCACUAUGCACGAGAUUGUGCUUAACCCAAUCAGCCAAGUGAUAGAAAUAAAUGGAGCCCCAAAUUUCGUAAACCAAAAUGGAUUAGCCAUCCAUCUAGUUACUAGUUAGGUAACUAUGCAAGCACAUCAAGUCGUCUGCAGAUAUCAGUGACUGAAAAGAUACUACCGACACUAUGCAGGCUCACAAUUCAGAGAACAGCUAGUGGGUGGAAGCAAGGCAGAAAAUAAACAGCAUUGCCACAAGUGGCAAACAUGGCCGGAAAGGCCUUAAUUCCGAAUAAUUGUGAGAAAAGCAUUGACACCCUUGCAUUUCACAUGUCUGCAUUAUUGUUUAUUUAGGAAUGACUUAAUGAUUAGUCUAUAUUUACAAAGAGUGAUGCAUUAUCAAAUAAAGGAAUGCAUUAAUAAAAUCACAAAUGCAUGAUACAGUUAAAAAAGUAUAUUUAUUAAUUAUUGAAUGUUUAAAAAAAGGAAAGAAAUGUAAUUUGCUCGGAAUCUUCGUUAUCUUCCAUUUCCACCUGUUAGAAAAAAACCUUUUACAUAUGGCAUACAAAAAAUAAAAUCUAUUGCAAGUUAAAUGAAUCUUCAAUUUAUCAUGCAAACUAAAGCCCAUGCCAACAUGUUUAAAGUGUAGUGUCCAAACCAGUCUAUUUUCAAGGCAUGCCAUCUCCCAUCCAAGUCUCCUUCUGGUACUUCUUCUGACGAUUACGUCGACAGUUGGGUCUGUUCUUUUUCGUUUGUUUCCAUUUUCUUUCUGGCAACAAAUAAGGAAAAGCUUUUAAAUAUGACAAUAAAUGAACUGUGAUGAACUGUGCCGUUAAAAGUGCAUUUACCACCAUGUUCAUAAAGGGGAUUGAUAAGUUACCUGCAGUCUCAGAUGAGGCCUGGAUGGUUUCAGCCUCUUGAUGACAGUUGCAUAUACAAGUCAAAUGUUGCAGUAACGAGCACUGGCUACCACAGUCCGACUUCGCUGGUGAAACUGCGUUUUUUGGGAUUUCGACGGCUAGUUGCUCAUUUUUAGCGGAAUUCGUUUCCACUCUCCCAUUUAGCUCCUGUUCUCUGAUUUGGCGACUGGAAGGACUUUCGUUUUCAGUGCGGGUAUUGGAGAGGGGGGCUUCUACUUGUUUGGAAGAGCAAGGACUAUUCUCUGCCCUUUCAGUUACCCUACAGGGUUUCUGGGUCGGGCUUCGAACAGCCUCAGAAGACUCAUCCAUGUCCCCGCCCUCGUCAACCGCUAGGGAGGUCUCGUCAAGAAGCGAAGCAUGUGCAUUUGAAGGAUCAAUACCUUGAUCUCUUUGAAGCUGCGCCUCUUUAGAAGAGGGAGUUGGGACUCCCGUUCCACACGUCUGGGGGUCAAGUGUUUCAGCAGGAACACUGGUGUCCUCAUCCCGUUGGGUUGUCGGGGGAUAUGCAUUGGAGUGAAUCAAAUGUUGGUGUUCAGCUGACCAAGUGGCUGGGGGAAUAUACACUGGGAAAGCAUUAGCAGACAAUGAAAACCUGCGACUUAGUCUUCUAUCUCUUGGAUGAACGGUUGGAUUACAACUCUGUGUAGAUGGUGCACGCUUUUGAACAUCCUCCAAAAUCUCUUCAAUAAUCACCUCAGGGUCUAACAGUCCAUUCUGCAUCAUCCAGCCCGGAGAAGGAACGUAGGCAGCCAAAGAUUCCACGGACCAAACUGAUUCAUCCAUUUUUCUUUUGAACUGGAAAUGACCCGAGAAUGGAUCCUGCAUUGCAUCUUCAUGUAGAGCAGACUCUUCAUAUUCAUCCAGCACCAGUUCAUUGUCAGGAACUUUCUGGGAUUGGUCUGCUGAUUCUAUGGGUGUAUUCUGUGACAUGCCAUUUCUGGAGUGGAUGUCAGCCACAAUAGAGUCAACCAGCACUGCUGAAUCAUUCAAUGUAUUGAGAGUCGUAGCGUGAUCCUCCCUGAAGUAGAAAGGUGAUCCAAUUAUCUUUGCAAGGUCCUCCCUUUCCUUAUGGCUUAAAACAAUAUCAUCCUCCAAGUUUUUGCUCUUCGUCGUCAGGCUGUCGCAUCUUAUUUCCUUAGCAAGCGCAACC
Gadus chalcogrammus (walleye pollock) is the source of this 4109-nucleotide messenger RNA. RefSeq names its product glutamate decarboxylase 3 (gene gad3). The record is from RefSeq and is a predicted model, not a curated record. Gene Ontology annotation, biological process: carboxylic acid metabolic process. Gene Ontology annotation, molecular function: pyridoxal phosphate binding; carboxy-lyase activity. Lineage: Eukaryota; Metazoa; Chordata; Actinopteri; Gadiformes; Gadidae. Gene Ontology annotation, cellular component: cytoplasm.